Talaromyces marneffei is the source of this 1623-nucleotide messenger RNA. RefSeq lists its product as uncharacterized. The record is from RefSeq and is a predicted model, not a curated record. Gene Ontology annotation, cellular component: mitochondrion. Gene Ontology annotation, molecular function: phosphatidate cytidylyltransferase activity. Gene Ontology annotation, biological process: cardiolipin biosynthetic process; CDP-diacylglycerol biosynthetic process. Lineage: Eukaryota; Fungi; Ascomycota; Eurotiomycetes; Eurotiales; Trichocomaceae. The transcript is spliced from 2 exons. The coding region runs from base 1 to 1623 and encodes 540 amino acids.
AUGCGACAACUUUCGACUAAUACCGUCCGAUUGCGACGCACCUCUCCUAUACAAUCGUCUAUAUACUCGAGAUCAGUAACAGUUUCAAUAUACAAUGCACAUAAUUCAAUUCACCAUCCCUUCCGGGUACUUGGGACCCGAAGUUUACACACGUCCUACGAAAAACCGCACACGAACCUACAUGUGACGAAUGACUUCGGAACAAGGCCGUCACUUCAGACUCCUCUAGAUAGCACAUCUGCAGCCUAUGCAUCUAAUUUCUCGAGCUCAGCCUUCCUCCAGAAAGAACCCGCGGACUGGGAAGAUAAUGCGGACCUGUCUAUUUCGAACUUCUCGGAACUGCCUUCCAAAAAUUUCGGCGUCAAUCAACACAUGAUCAUCAAUGAAGAAUUCAAAGAGGCUCUUCGACAAAUAUUAUGGAAAUUCCGCGCUCCCAUCAGAUAUGCCUUCGCCUACGGCUCAGGAGUCUUUGCGCAGACGGCAACGGCAGGCGCGAAGUCAGACCCUGGCCACCCUGCACCACCACAAGCCAUUCGAAAUGUCCAGCAAGGAAAAGGAAAGAUGAUUGACUUCAUAUUUGGCGUAUCGCAUACACAACAUUGGCACUCCCUUAACCUACAAGAGCAUCGCGAUCACUACUCUGCCCUCGGCGCCCUUGGGUCUGGUGCGGUUUCGGCAGUUCAAGACAAAUGGGGAGCCGGUGUCUACUUCAACCCGUUCGUGACGGUCAACGGUACGCUCAUAAAGUACGGAGUGGUCAACAUCGACACAUUAUGCAGAGAUCUCAGUCAAUGGGAUACCAUGUACCUUGCCGGGCGUCUACAGAAACCGGUCAAAAUUCUUCGCGAUCACCCCCGAGUGCGAGUAGCGAACCAAGUCAAUUUGCUCUCAGCGUUGCGUGUCGCCCUGCUCAUGCUGCCAAGUGAAUUCACUGAACAAGAGCUUUAUACCACGAUUGCUGGACUCAGUUACAUGGGUGAUCCUCGCAUGACUGUUUCUGCGGAGGAUCCUAAUAAAGUCAGGAAUAUUGUCACGGGCCAGAUGGAUUACUUCCGACGUCUAUAUGCGCCUCUCAUUGAGAAUCUGCCGAACUGCGACUUUAAUGAUGCUCGUUGCUCCCAGUCAGAUUGGAUUGACGAUCCAUCAGCGAAUGUCAAGUUGACUCAAGACAUGGAUCCUGUCAAACGAGGAAACAUGGUCCGACGACUGCCCAAAUCAUUCCGAGAGAAGCUCUACUUCCAGUACCAAAGUCGGUACCAGAUCCCGCGAUCAGAAUUCGUUGAGAUGAUGCAAAAUACAAGCGAUGAAGACCCAGAGCGCAUCCACCGGCGCCAAGGAGGAGCCUUUGAGCAGCGCAUCGCUGCUGAUGAUAAUCUCAAGGAGGAGCUACAGCAGACCAUUACAAAGACAAUCCGAUGGCCGGCGACCAUGCAAACCAUCAAGAGCGCACUUACGGCAGGCGUCGGCAGGGCGUGGACAUAUGUUGCCGAAAAGCGAAAGAAGCACCUUAAUUCAAAGAAGAAUGACCAGAAGGAGGAAUCUGAGCCUUCAACAAAAACCAAAACCCCUGAAAACCUACAGCAAGAGCCGGAAAAGGUCACAGAAAAGACCAAAAGUGACUGA